Molecule: messenger RNA, 3400 nt
Organism: Strigops habroptila (Kakapo)
Lineage: Eukaryota; Metazoa; Chordata; Aves; Psittaciformes; Psittacidae
Gene: M6PR
Product: mannose-6-phosphate receptor, cation dependent
Exons: 7
Coding region: 140-1078 (312 amino acids)
Biological process (GO): protein targeting to lysosome
Cellular component (GO): Golgi apparatus; endosome; trans-Golgi network
Molecular function (GO): protein domain specific binding
Source: RefSeq, a predicted model, not a curated record
UCCGCCACGCCCUUCCUGCUUCCUGUUGGUGGGGCGGGCGAGGGCAGCCGGCCGGGGCCCGGGGGGAGCCGGUGCAGCCCGGCGCCGUCCGCGCCUGCGCUCCUCGGGCGUCCCGUGCCCGCCGGCGGCGCAGCAUGGGAUGCCCUUGAGCGGCGGAUCGCUAUUGCCUAGGGGCGGCCUUGCCCGUGCCCGUGCGCGGCGGGGGGAGGCCGGGCGGCGCCGCCGGGGCCGGGCCGGCAGCAGGAUGUCAUCACCUUGCCAUACCUCUGCUGUGCUGGUAGUUUUUAUGGCCCUUGCUGUUGUGGGGGCUGAACAGUCAAAAGAGAGGAGCUGUGAUGUGAUCGGUGAUGAAAGCAGUGAGUCGCAAAUGGAAAGAGCCCUGCUGAAGAAACUGGAGCCCCUGAGCCCUAUGAGGUUUAAUGUGACUGUGGAGAAGGGCAAAACGGAAAACUACAUCUACCAUUUCAGAGUGUGCAGGGAGGUCAAUAGCACCGUACACGAUUUUGGUGGCCUGGUGCAAACAGAUAGACAGAAUGGGAAGACCACAGUGAUAGGAAGAAUCAAUGAAACCCAGGUCUUCAAUGGAAGUGACUGGAUCAUGCUGAUUUAUAAAGGAGGUGAUUCAUAUGGCAGGCACUGCAGUGGUGAGAAGAGAAGAGCUGUGAUAAUGAUUUCUUGCAAGCGGGGAGUUACAGCAAGUUCAUUCAGCAUUAUUUCGGAAGAGCGGGAAAAGGAGCAGGAGUGUUUCUACCUCUUUGAGAUGGACAGCAGUGUGGCUUGUCCAGCUGAGGAUUCCCACCUCAGUGUUGGCUCCAUUUUACUGAUCACGUUUGCUUCGCUGAUUGCAGUCUACAUCAUUGGUGGGUUCCUCUACCAGCGCCUUGUAGUGGGAGCAAAGGGCAUGGAGCAAUUUCCUCACUUUGCCUUCUGGCAAGAUCUGGGCAAUUUGGUAGCGGAUGGCUGUGACUUUGUCUGCAGAUCCAAGCCUCGAAACGCACCAGCCGCAUACCGCGGGGUGGGCGACGACCAACUGGGUGAGGAGUCGGAGGAGCGGGAUGACCACUUGCUACCAAUGUGAUCAGCUUUCAACACCGAGUUCUUUUCUCCCCAUCUCCCCAGUUUAGCCGGGUGUCUCCCAGCCAGUUGUCCUUCUCUCACUCUGAUUUUCUUUACGCUCUUUGCUUUUGCUGUCUCUGGUGCGUCAAGUCCCAUGGAUGCCUCUGGGUGUGAAUAUAAUGCUGGUUUAGGAUUUUACAAAUGCAGCAGAGCUGAGGGGAGAAAGUGCUAAGAGUUGAGUAGAAGACAGCAAGAAAGCAAUAUGAGUGUUCAGCAUGGGAGAGGAAGCACCAAGAGAUAAAAAGAACCAUGGAUGGGUGCAGAAAGGGGAAGGAGGCCAUGGGUUAAAACAGCUGAGACUGUAGGAGGGAUCUUUUGUUUCUUCCCCCUCACCUCUAGGGUUUACAGGAUCUGUAAGACACUGGAAUUCUUUUUGAAUGCAUUUUCAGUUUUUCUAGCUUUUGCACUGCUUCUGCCAGCAUAACCUGCAGCGUGCUCUAUGCCAGACUCUGUGGGGGUGGAAGAGGCAUUGGCACCUCUGCACUAUUUUCUUUUCUUUUCCUAAUGGCAGUAUGUUGAAGAGUACACACCAGUUUCUUUCAACGUAUACAAAGGGAUGCACGCCAUCCUCUCAGACAAUUGAGAGGGGCAAUGUUAAAAAGCAUGAGUUAAAUACAGUCUCAUGAUUUUGCAGUUCAGUCACAAUAUUGUCUUGGCUUUUCCAAAUCAUUGAGAAGCAAAAGGAAAUAAUGUGCUGCUAAGUAAAGGGAACAUUUGCUGAAACUCACAUCAAGGCACAAUGAAACAGGUAGCUGCCACUCAAGUUCUAAGCUUCCUGAGGUGACUGCCUGCACAGCUCAGUCACUGUCAGCAUUGUGAUUAUAUGCUCUCUGAAUGUUCCUUGUUUGGCAGAGGGUUUUCCCAGGAAGCUACCAGAAUAUAAAAAAGGAACUGUAGAAGCCAAGGAUAAGAAUGCUAGUGUAAUGAAAAACUGCGUAAGGGACUCUUGCACUUACAGGGUCAGCUUUCAUAAAUCAUUGUUAUAGUACAGAUGGUACUUAGAUACUGCUACUGGCUGGGAGUAAAAGAGACCUUUUCCUGGGGCCCUGGUGAAAUGCAGGUACAGCCAAGUUGCAAGACUUCAGGAACUUGGCACCUUGAUUCUUAAUUGCUUUUUAUUUCAGGGGCUAUACUCUUAAGUGAUCCCAUUCUGCCCUAUUCUAGACUGGCAAGAACUGCCCUCAGUCUUGAGGGCAGAGACUGUGAAUAAGCAAGCCACUACUGUUAACAGCAGAGUACAGACGAGGUUUGUGUAUUUGUAAUACUGCCAAAACAGUCUGAACAGUGACACUGAGGGGAAAGGGAUGGCCCUGCUUUCUUGCUGGGUUUGGAGUGGGCAAACAGCUCCUGCUUUCUUUGACUUUUGUUACAGCCUCAAUCUUCCUCAUAACAUGGGAAAAAUAGGAAGUCACUAAAAGUCUGUUGUUACUGUUUUUUCAUGGUGGUGUUUAAGAUAAUUUUUUUUGUACAAAACACAACUUUCAAAAAUAAAAUUACCAAAAAAAAAACCUCAAACCCUGGUGAAGUGUUGUGUUGCUGUAACAAGAGCUUUCUGUGGUGCCAGAGCAUCUUUCUUACCCAAAGGUGAAGGGUCCUUAGUGGGUGGUGCCGUGUGCCUGAGCUACUCUUUCCCAGAAUGGGUCUCUUUUUGUUAGUACAUGUUUUUUCCUGCCGCCUAGGAGGGCUUAAGAGGGAGCGGUAUACACAGCUUUAGAAGCUCAGGUAGUAAGGGAUGGGAAAGGCUUCCUAUGCUCUGUAUUCUUUUGCAACAAUAAAAAGAGAAAGUAACUUUUAGCAGCCAGACCUGCAAAGCCUGAACAAGCUUUUUCUUUUUAUUAAGAACAUUGAACAUGAAAUGAAACCUUCUCAUUUGACUGAAAUAAAAUCCGGUCCUCAGAAGCAGUAGUACUGUAGGCAGGUUACUGCCUGCCUACCCUGCCAAGGGUCAAACUGAACUGGAUUUUUUAUCACACCCAGCCUGCUAAGGAUAAAAUACUUCAAGGGCAGCCUUCCUCAGAUGGUUGCUGUUAAGAGAUUCUAACCUCCCCCUUCCCUACCUCCAAAUUAUAUCAGACCAAAUAGUGUUAUCAGGGUGCAGCUUCUUUUAGGCCUGUUUUCAUUCAAGAAGCCUCAGAAGUUUUCUUUCUCAGGAACAAAGGCAUUAUUAGAGAGAUUCAACAGUACACUUAAGACAAGGAAGCUGCUACCACAUUUUAUCCAUCUUCUAAGCCAUUUCCCUCCUCUCUUUUUCUAAUAUGGGUCAAUAAAGAGCCAAUUCCAAACA